Rotaria sp. Silwood2 is the source of this 1188-nucleotide messenger RNA. NCBI's taxonomy places the organism in Eukaryota, Metazoa, Rotifera, Eurotatoria, Philodinida, Philodinidae. The record is from the annotation of a GenBank genome assembly.
AUGCCACGACCAAAUCGAUCACCAUUAUUUUUUUAUGCUCGUGAAUAUCAACGUCGUCAUGGUCAACGAAUGAAUAUAAAUGAAGCAAUAGCUGCAUGUUAUGAUGAUUGGAAAGCUUUAUCCGAAGAAGAAAAACAACCAUAUAAAAUUCAAUAUGAAGAAUGGCGUAUACAAUAUCGAAUAAAUCCUGAAUCACCACAUAUAAUAAAUCAACAUGUCAAAAAUAAAAAACAAAUUCUCCAUGAACGUGAUAUACCAUGUGAAGAAUUAAAAAUUCAUUAUGAUCGUUUUAGUAUAGAAAGAAAUUUUUUAACAUGUAAAUAUUUACCACUUGAUAUAAGUGAAUUAUUAUCAAUGCCAAUAUAUAUAAUUAAUUUUCAAAUAUUUUGUAAAGUUGAUGAAGAAGAUGGAGGACAAUUUAUUCCAGCUGAAAUGUGUAUUCUACGUUAUACAUUAAAUGAAGGUGUAAUAAUUUAUAAACAAAGAUUUUUAAAACCGGAUAAAAUUCCAUCAGGUUAUAUGUCAUCAUGUUUAGAACAUUUAAAAGAAACACAUCAAAUUCCAUUAAAAGAUUUUACUGAAGCAACAGAUAAUUAUCAACAAAUUUAUUAUGAAUUAAAAUCAUUUCUUCUAUCAACAACAACAAACAAUAAAACAAAUCAUAUUUCGAAUAAUGAUGAUGAUGAUGAUGAUCGAACACGACGACGAUAUCUUCGAUUAACUCAACCAUGUGUCUUUUUUCCUGCUUUAGAAUAUGAACAAACUUCUACUUUACUCGAUUGGUUACAAGAAAAAGCUGAAGGAAUAAAACCAACAAAAGAUACACGUGUUGCUAAUUUAGCAAGUAUUGAAUCAUUAAUUAUUAUUUUAGCUAAAUUAAAAAACUAUUGUGUAUCACGUGAUGAUAUACAAAAAACAUUUGCAAAUGCAGCGUAUUCAUUUAUGAUUGAAGAACGUUGUCCAUAUCAUUAUCAAAUAGGUACAAAUCAUUGUUCUGUAGCACGAUGUCAUGCAGCAGCAAAACUUAUAUCUGCUUAUUUAAAUCAAUUAUAUGUACCGGAAAGACUAACAUCAACAACAGGAAGACAUUCUCAAAAUUCGUUUGUAAACAAAACAAAUCAAUCAUCAAUCAAUUCAAUGAAUACUAUGCCAAAUCGAGUAGAACAAUCGGUAGCACCUAGAAAUUAA